Messenger RNA from Lytechinus pictus (painted urchin), 1822 nucleotides. RefSeq lists its product as uncharacterized. Gene Ontology annotation, cellular component: cytoplasm. Gene Ontology annotation, biological process: protein ubiquitination. Bases 122 to 1771 code for a protein of 549 amino acids. The transcript has 2 exons. The record is from RefSeq and is a predicted model, not a curated record. Gene Ontology annotation, molecular function: zinc ion binding; ubiquitin protein ligase activity. Lineage: Eukaryota; Metazoa; Echinodermata; Echinoidea; Temnopleuroida; Toxopneustidae.
CCCAUAUCUUUAUACCAAUCUGUUGGAGGUUAAAGCGGUCACAGAUAAUGAUAGAUUGUUGCCUAUAAAUGCACUACACAGGAGGGACUAAGUGAGCUAAACAAUCAUCAGACAUCACAUCAUGGCAUCAAGAUUUCCAGAAGGAAACCAAGUUCAACUCCGACCAAGAAAAGGUCAUGACAUGAAAUGGUCAUGUGACAAGCAUGGUGAGCCAAUCAAAUUUUACUGUAAGAAACACAAAAUUCCUAUAUGUCAUCCAUGCGCUACCAAAGAUCACAGUCAGAAACCAUGUGAGCUAGACGACAUCGAAGAUGUCAUCUUCGAAAGGAGGAGACAGCUAGAUGAAAAACGGCCAAAAGUUCAAGGACUUCACAAACAAUUGGAAGCCCUCAGCACGAAAAUAAAGACUGUGUCAACGUCUGGAAGUACUCAUCUUCGGACAAUUAACAACAACAUUCAAGAUUCAUAUCACGACAAGAUCAAAUCUGUUGGAGAAAAGGAGAACAGGAUGAUAAGGGUUAUUAACGAGGAGGCAGAUGAGGAAAUAAGACUAGUAAAUGAGAAGAGAGAAAAAAGGAUCAAGGAUUGCAACACCGAGAGAGAAAAUGAGCGACAAAUCAUCAAAGACAAAGAAGCAAAACUUCUAUCAGAUGCAAAGAAAAUCAGCGAAGUCAUUUCUAAGAAGAUCAAAGAUCUGACUGAUAAGAAUCAGCAUGUAAUAAACACUGUAGAGAACAUUGAAUCAACCUUUAAACGUAUAAACCAACAUGAUGAAACACUGGUGAAUGAAGCUCCGCAAGUACUUGCAUCUAUUGAUGAAAAUUUAAGUUUGAAUGUUCAUCAAGAUGUUAGCGACUGCCUUGACCGAAUACAGAAUGAAGUUGAGAGAAUGAAGUUUGUAGAGGGGGAAGUAGGUGGAGAAUACUAUGGUAGAAUUGAUGGGUAUAUCGGUAAAUGGGAACUUGUCAAAUCAAUUCACAUUCCAUCGGUUGUUAGUAAGCCGAGUGUGCAUGGUUUAGUCAGUGAUGAUGAGAUAUGUGUGCGAGACGUAGGUAACAAAGACGUGUAUAUUACAAACAUCAACACUCAACACACAGAGAAAGUCAUUGAUGGAGGUGUGUUGAUUACAUCAUGUGCGCCCAUAGACAGUAACGUAAUAGUAUGUGGUAAGGUGAGAGGUGGUUGCACGGGUGACAGGUUGAAUGGAUGCAUCACUCUCUAUGACAGACAAUGGAAGGUGAUUAGAGACAUCAGCAUACCAAGGAAUGGAUACGAUCGUGUGUAUGUUGAUGUUGAUAGGGAUGGGAUGAUCAUCGCUGGUCAGUUAGAUCAGUCUAAUAUCUACGUCAUCAAUCCUGCUGAUGAUAAGAUAGUAAACACUAUUACGAUGCAGGGUAAGGAGGUGUGGGAUGGGAUACAAGACUUGUCAUCAGGUGAUAUCGUUGUGAGGACAGUUAAUAAUGAAUACACUGUCAUCUCACGAUCAGGAGAAGAAAAGACUGUCAUACACUGUGAUGAGUGGGUAUCGUCCCGGUGUCGCGUUGACAAACUGACAGACACACUCUACAUCACGUACAGGGAUGAAGCGCGUAAGACAUACUCAGUUGAUCAGGUGUCACGUGAUGGUAUCAUCCAGGCAAGGAGGAUCGUGGAAUACGAGCAAUCAGAUCGCACUAACUUCAUGAGCCCUUGUCUCGUUACUCCUACUGGUAACUUUAUAGGGUGUGAUGGAGACAAACUUCUUAUCUACAAGAAGACAUACAUCUUGUAAAUCAUCUAGACUAUCAAAGGAAUGAUAUCGGAUUUGUAAGAGAAAUAUAGA